AUUUACUUCUCGAGUCACAACGUACUCUGGACGCCUGCUUUACAACACGACUCAAGAUCCCACUCCUGACACCAAAACUUAAUUGCACCAUGGUGUUUGAUACUGAAGGCCAUUUUGCCCUGCUAAGGGCAGUGUCAGCCGGUCGGCCUCGACAGGUUCGGCUUCUCCUGGAAUCGGGCAUUGGGGUGAAUCACGCGAAUGCAAACGGGCAAUCGCCUCUCAUCCGAGCAAUGUUUGUUGAGAACUCACGCUAUCGCAUGAAAAUUAUUCGAAUGUUGCUCCGUCGUGGGGCCUCAGUGGCACAUCGAGACUAUCUUGGACGCAGUGCGCUGGCCUGGGCUUGCCUUCGCGGGUUGGACUGUGUUGUGGAAGUUCUUCUUAAAAAGGCUGACGGGGACAUCAACUUGAACGACACUGAUGUGAGCUACUGUACCCCUCUGUUCCAUGCUGCAACAUCUGGCAAUGCAGCUACAACGAAACUCCUGGUAGAUGCACUCCGUCGGUAUGAUCUCAGUGUUGACAUAUCAAACGAAGACGGACUCACACCACUCAUGCAAGCGAUCCGACUGGGCAAUGAUGUCUGUGCGAGUAUCCUCCUUCACCAAGGGAAGGCCUCUGUAUCCAUUCGAGACAAUAACCGACGAAGUGCCCUCGACUGGGCCGAGGCCACAACCACACAUUGCCACAUCAAGACUAACUUCCUGCCGCUGAUAGAGAAAUCGAAGAUCGAGCGACCAAAAGCAGGGAAAUCUGGACGGCGAGGCCGUUUCAUAUCCGUUUCCUCCAUGAACGACAGCGACUCCUCCGACAACGAAUCUAGGUAUUCACACGAUGCAAUUCCUAAAGAUGGGAACCAGUUGGAUGGUGACGACAUGAGUGAAUUCAGUGAUGACAAGUCGUUGUGUUCUUGUUCGAGUAGCCAGACCUCCUCUUCUUGUGAAUCCUCCCCGGAAACCAUCCGAAGAAUGUUUUGCAGAUCACAGAUCUCCUCCUGCAAAGAGUCCAGGUGCCCUAGCCUUACCGAUAGCAGUGAUGUCUUCAACGCUGACCUGACCGCGAAGCAUCGACCAGAUCAGAAACACCUUCUACCAUUGCUGUACAGUGCUUACUCGGUACAGUUGACGGACACCUUCAGACCAGGUUAUCAGCCGUCGUCAGCCAGGGCUCCCUCAGCAGAUGGUGACCACGACCAUGAUGGGAACUGCCAACUUGAAUGCUGCACAACUGCAGAGAAUGGCAUCGAGUUAUCGGAAGAGAAGAUACUGAAGGUAGUUCAGGCCAACAGGAAACAGAGGGAGAACCAAUCUAAACAGAAUCCAGUAACACCUCGUAGAGCCACCCAAUCAUCCCGCCUUCCAAGCCUGCGACGUCAAGUCACCAUCAGAAGAUUUCGGGAGGCGUACAAAAACCACCUCGAAUCUUCGACCAAUCAAAUCAACGGACAUGCGGAACAGUCUUCUGAUGACGUCAUAGAGAAUCAAACGAAGGGAGCCAAUGAAAGCGACGAACAGAAGCAAACCUUUCCCUCCAUCUCUCCCGGUAAACGAUCGCUAGUUGGCAUCGAUAACGCGGAAAAGUCUGGUGAACUUUUAAAGAAAGAUAUUGAUAAGAUUCUUUCCAGUAGUGCAAACUAUAUUUCUAUUUAAGAUGUAUAUCAUAUACCUUUGUUAUAGUCAUUAAAAUGUAUACUCAUAAA
Molecule: messenger RNA, 1696 nt
Organism: Lytechinus pictus (painted urchin)
Lineage: Eukaryota; Metazoa; Echinodermata; Echinoidea; Temnopleuroida; Toxopneustidae
Product: ankyrin repeat domain-containing protein 55-like
Exons: 2
Coding region: 90-1646 (518 amino acids)
Molecular function (GO): protein binding
Source: RefSeq, a predicted model, not a curated record